Molecule: messenger RNA, 941 nt
Organism: Maylandia zebra (zebra mbuna)
Lineage: Eukaryota; Metazoa; Chordata; Actinopteri; Cichliformes; Cichlidae
Source: RefSeq, a predicted model, not a curated record
GUGUGGAGGUCUCCGAGGUGAAUGUGGACCUUGUCAUGAUGAUCAUGGAAGUGGUGGCGUCCAUUGCUGCUUUUGUCAGAUUCUUGCCGCUUGCCAACAGGAUAUGCAUUGAGAUGGCCGAACCUGGUGGAUUAACACAGGUGAUGGAGAGCAAAGUCACCAAGGACUAUUUAUCUGCUUGGAGUAAAGCUGGACGUAUUGAGUCAGCCUGAAACAGCGUCUGCAAGACUCUGGUGACAACAAAGUUAACCUCAAAAUGAAAACCAAGAAGACCGCAGAAUCGACUGAUGCAGUGACCAAAGGUGACUGCCAGGCGGAGAGCUAGAGGACCGAGGAGGAGGCAGUGACCCAGCCCGAUGCUGCAGCCGCCCCUGCUGGACAGCAGCCAGAGCCCAAGUGUCCUGAUGACGAGACACAGGAGGGAGAGGAGAAUGAUGGAUGGAGCAUGGCCGACAUUAAAGUUGUGGGUAAACGCAGGAGGGAGCUUGUCGGACCUGAGGCAAAGCCAUCUCGCUCUCAGUCUCCGUGUGUUGUAGCAGAUUUCAGACUGCCUCAGUUCAACCCUAACAGCCCCAUCGGUCAGGAGUUUGUGGUCCCUAAAUCAGGAUUUUUCUGUAACAUCUGCUCUGUUUUCUGCCUGAAUGAGAAGACCGCCAAGGAACUCCACUGCUGCAGCCAGAAACACUACGACAACCUGCAGAAAUAUUAUGAGGAACGUCGACAAAGAGCUACAAAAACUUUGUCUCAGACGUCUCCAGGCUCCGGUUCUGACUGAUGGACCUGAUCUACUGUAUUUUUAACACAUAACUGUGCAGACAGUGGCGUGUCUAGAAAAUUUUUUUUGGGGGGGCCAGGUAGGGCACAGAUUUGUAGAAGGGUGGCACAUGUAAUUGGCAGAUAAUGUUAAAAAAAAAUUCUACCAACCGUUAACCAUAAUUCAA